Molecule: messenger RNA, 1934 nt
Organism: Paramecium pentaurelia
Lineage: Eukaryota; Ciliophora; Oligohymenophorea; Peniculida; Parameciidae
Source: the annotation of a GenBank genome assembly
AUGUAGAAGACAAACUUUAAGAACCUAAAAGACUUACUACAAAAUAAGUAUGCCUAUUAAGAAGCAACAUCAAAUUCUCGUACUUCUUCCAUAGCUGAAGUCUUAUAGAAUCUCAAAAAAAAUAAAGAUUAGACUCCAGUCUCUAUCAUGAAGGAGGAGAUCAUCAAUUUUACUAAAGCUAUAGGUUUUGGCAUUUAAGCUCCAUCCUCUAAAUCAAAAUCUAAAGAGAAAUAAGCAUUGCCAAAGAGUAUUGACAAGUAAUCAAAUAAUUUUUGAUUUUAGAAAACCUAUAUUAAGCAAUGUAGCCCCAUAAUCAAAGGGUAAUAGUCGAAAAAAUAGUUCUUAGAGUAGAAAUACUUCUGCUCAUUCUAUUAUAAAUGAGAAGUAAGUUAAAUAAAUAUAUUAGCACAAAUCGAUCAAUUGCCAAAGACCCAAAAAUACCAAAAGGAUUUUAAACAGGAAGAUUAAGAGAAAGAUCAGAAAUGAAUUCAAUUUUGGAUUAAUAAAAAAUAAAAAUACUUAAUUAAUCAUAAGAUCAAUAAAAAUAGAAUCUCAAUAAUAGCAACGUAAGUAAAUAAGGAACCAUAGAUCUAGUCAACUUAUUAAAGCAAUAAUAAAAUCAAAAAUAAUAAUCAAUAAAUGAGACAAUAAAUGAAAGUAAAACAUUUGGAGAAGAGUUUUGUGGAUUAAAUAAAGGUCAUUUCAUAUAUAAUUAUGUGAUUGGAAAAGGAGGAUUUGGAAAAGUAUGGAAAGUAGAAUUAAAGAAAAAUAGAUAAAUGUUUGCUAUGAAAGAAAUGAUGAAAUCUAAAAUCAUUGCUAAAAGGAGUAUUAACUCUGUGAUGAAUGAAAAAGAAUUAUUAUCAUAAUUAAGACAUCCAUUCUUAGUUAAUAUGUGUUAUGCAUUUUAAGAUAGAGACAAUCUAUAUUUGAUUAUGGAUUUAUUGACAGGAGGAGAUUUAAGAUUCCAUAUAGGUAAAAUGAAGAGAUUUAAAGAACAUUAAACAAGUAUUUAUAUAAAAAAUAAUUUAGAAUUUUUUAUGGCAUGCAUUGUAAGUGGAUUAGAAUAUUUACAUAAUAAUAACAUUAUUCAUAGAGAUAUUAAACCAGAAAAUAUAGUACUAGAUAAACGAGUAAUAAUUAUAUAUUUAUUAAGGGUUAUGCUAGAAUAACAGAUCUAGGUAUUGCAAGAAAAGUUAGACCAGAUAAUUCUUAAGAUACAAGUGGUACUCCUGGAUAUAUGGGUAAUUACUAUUAAUAAAUUCCAUUUAGCACCUGAAGUUAUGUGUAGAUAAAAUCAUGGAAUUGCAGUUGAUUAUUUUGCUUUAGGAGUUAUUGCAUAUGAAUUUAUGAUUGGAAAAGUAAUCUUUUAUUUUUUAAUAUUAAAAAGAGACCAUACAAUGGAAAGUCAAGAAAGGAAAUUAGAGAUUAAAUUCUAGCUAAAUAGGCAUCUAUUAAAAAAGAAGAUUUACCAAAUGGUUGGUCUAUUGAAGCUAUGGAUUUUGUAAAUAAAGUAUAACUACAUUUAAAUUCUUAGUUAUUACAAAGAAAACCAUAAAAUAGAUUAGGAUUUAAUGGUCCUUCUGAAGUCAAGAAUCAUCCUUGGUUAAAAGGUGUACCUUGGGAAAAAUUGUAUAAUAAGACAAUUGAAGCACCUUAUCUUCCUAUUGUAUUUGUUAUUGUAAACAAUAGAAUGUUGAGGAUAUGUAUAGAUAAUAAAUAUCUGAUGAUGGAGAAGAAUCUUAAGAUGAAUUGAUAAAGGAAAAUUAAUUAUUAUUAAGGAAAAAUAGUGUUUAAAGUAUAAAAAUAAAAAAAUAAAUUUAGAUUUAUUUGCUGGUUAUGGAUAUGAUUGCAAUUAAGAUCCUACUUAUAAAGGAACUAGAAGUACAGCAUCAACACAUAAUACAAGUCAAUAGAAUGAAACAAUCAAAUUUUGA